ACAACAAAACCAGACGGGCCCUUUACCCUUUUCUUCGCUCGUUGCCCGACAUAAACAAAACCUUUGCUGCUUCCUAUAUUCGCUUUCUUCACCUGGAACCAACCACAGGAGUCUGACUACCUCUCUCUCGCACCGAAUCACUGCUUGUAGAAUGCGCUAGAAGGUGUCAAGAUACACCCUUUUACAUAUUUGGUGAAGUCAAAGCUGCUGAUUGAAACAUUCAUAUUCUCCGUUUUUACAAUGGCCAACAAUUCUCAGUAUCCUGGCAUACAGCCGCCUCGACCUCCUGUUGCCGCCAUGGGACCACCUCCAAACACUUAUCCACCGGUCGCAAUGCAAUUCCGCCCAGCAGGUCCGCCACGGCCGCCACCGCCAUAUAUGCCUAUUGUAUCUCAACAGUUUCUUGCUGUGAGGCCAAAUAUGGUGUCUCAGCCGAUGCAACAUUUACCUCCUAGACCUGGACCACCAGCGCCACCGCUGGCACAUAGCAUAGCGCCACCUCCUCCACCGCCGCCUGCCGCUCAAGUUUUUCCAGUGCCUGAUGUUCAACCGAUCCGACCUGUAAUGUCUGUAUCACCACAGGCCCAACAGGCUGUUCCAGCACCUAAUAACUAUGGGCCCGGUCAGAGCGGUCCACGGGCUGCCAUAUCUUUAUCAUACAACUUACCGACACCAGCACCCGCUCAAGCACACGUAAACGCAGAAGUAACAAGCCAAUACCAGCCGAUAUCCUCAACAAAUAUGCAUGGUUUUCCUCUAGGUGGACCGGCUGUAACACCUAUGUUGCAGCCUGCUGAAGUUGCAUCUUCUGUUCAAGUAACAACUGAUCUACCCAAAGCUGCAUCAGAUUGGAUUGAACAUACUUCUCACAAAGGAAAAAGAUACUAUUACAACAAAAAGACAAAAAUAUCCAGCUGGGAGAAGCCUCUCGAGUUGAUGAGCCCAACUGAGAGGGCCGAUGCAUCUACAAAUUGGAAGGAAUAUCCUGCUCCCGAUGGAAGAAAGUACUACUAUAACAAGGUUACCAAGCAAUCAAAGUGGAAAAUACCCGAUGAACUCAAGUUGGCUCGUGAGCAAGUGAUAACCAAAUCUAAUACCAACGAACAGCAGUCAACAAAGGAUCCCGAUAACGAAACCCUGGUUCCAUCACUGACUCCUGGCUCAGAUAGCCCAUCGUCUCAGGCUCACGAACCGGGACCGAGCCCUGUUCCAGUGCCUGAUCUUAUUCCACCUGUGCAAUCAGGAUCUGUUUUGACCUCUGAGCCAACAGCAUCGAUCGAGUCUUCUAAAGGGACAACAAAUGCCGCUGAAGAAACACCAAUGACCGAAACGUUACCAUUGAGUACUGUGGAGAUUGUUUCGGCAAACAAUGCGGUAAUUGCAGAAAAUGGUACCAUCGAGGAAUUCAAUAAAGGCAGUGUAACUAACGAUAGCGCUAAUGGUGCUGCUUUAGAAGAAAAGGCAUUUGAUCAGGAAACCCAAGUUUACGAGGAUAAGCAGGAGGCUAAAAAUGCAUUUAAGGCUCUUCUAGAAAAUGCAAACGUUGCUUCUGAUUGGACUUGGGAUCAGACAAUGAGGGUAAUUAUUAAUGACAGAAGAUACGGUGCUCUCAGAUCACUUUCAGAGCGGAAGCAAGCUUUCACUGAGUUUAUAGUACAAAAGAAAAAACAGGAAGCAGAACAGAGGCGGGCUAAACACAAGAAAGCACGCGAGGAGUUUAAGAAAAUGCUAGAAGAGUCAAAGGAGAUCACAGUGUCCACUAAAUGGAGCAAAGUGGCUGCUAUCUUUGAGGAUGAUGAUCGCUUCAAAGCAAUUGAGCGAUUGAAAGACCGCGAGGACCUCUAUGACGAUUAUAUAACGGAACGUGAAAAAAAGGAGCGGUCAAAGGCUUUAGAGGAGCACAAGAAAAACAGGAAGGAGUACAUUGAGUUUUUAAAAUCUUGCGAUUUCCUCACGGCAAGCAGUCAGUGGCGGAAAGUGCAAGGUCGCUUAGAAGCUGAUGAAAGUUGCUUGCGCCUUGAAAAAGUUGAUCGUUUAGAAAUAUUCCAAGAAUAUAUACGUGAUUUAGAAAAGGAUGAGGAAGAGCAGAGGAAAUUACGAGCGGAAGAAUUAAGAAAAACAGAGCGUAAAAAUCGGGAUGAAUUUCGCAAAUUAAUGGAUGAACAUAUUGCUUCUGGGAUGCUGACUUCAAAAAGUCACUGGCGUGACUAUUGCGUAAAAGUGAAAGAAUCACCUGCUUAUUUAGCAGUGUCAUCAAACAGUUCCGGUGCCACCCCGAAAGAUUUGUUUGAAGAUGUAUUAGAGGAGCUUGAGAAGCAGUAUACGGAGGACAGGGACCGAAUAAAAGAAAUAGUGAAGAUGAGAAAGGUUUCCAUUUUAUCUACGUGGACUAUUGAAGACUUCAAGAAUGCAAUUGCUGAAGAUAUUAGCUCACAACCGGUUUCAGAUGUUAAUUUAAAGCUUGUAUUUGAUGAGUUACUAGAGAGAGCUCAAGAGAAGGAGGAGAAAGAAGUCAAAAGGCGUAAACGUGUUGUAGAUGACUUUUACGCAUCUUUGACAACUUAUAAGGAAAUAACUUCAUCUUCCCGAUGGGAAGACGUUAAGCCCCUUUUUGAAGAUAGGCUAGAAAGCUGUGUGGAGGAAAGCGUCUUUAGGGAGAUGUUUGACAAAUACAUAACAGAACUAAAGAAAGCAAGAGAUGAGCGGAAGCACAGGGAGGAUAAGGGUAAAGAUAGAGAUAGGAGGACAGAAAAAUCAAGAAGGGACAAGAAUAAUAAAGGUAAAAGCGAUAAACGCCGAAGGGAUCAUUCUAGGGAUUCUCACAGACAUAGUGCUGAACGUAAAAAGACAAAACAGUUGGAGCAACAGUCAUCUGCGUCGGCAGAAUAUGAGAGCAGACAUAAGAGACACAAGAGAGAUUAUAGACGUGAUGAUCAAAGAGUAUCCGAGGAUCAUAGGCAUGAUGAUCAGAGAGUAGCUGAAGAUGGUGAACUUUGGUAGUUAUUUAACCGCUUCCCUUUCUGUAGAUAGUUUCAGCUUCUUAAAUUUGUACAUGCUCUUCUUACAUAGAGGUUUCUUUUUGUGUUAAGUUUUUAAAAAGGUGGUUAAAUUAAUCAUAGAUAGCUGCAGCCGCAUGGGCAGAAAAUCGAAUUGGGCUGGUCAGUUUGAAUAUGUCCCAGUGAUUAAACUAUAACAUCGAUUAUAAGUAUUGGUAGAGAUUAUGGUUUUAAUUAUGGGUAUU
Molecule: messenger RNA, 3241 nt
Organism: Helianthus annuus (common sunflower)
Lineage: Eukaryota; Viridiplantae; Streptophyta; Magnoliopsida; Asterales; Asteraceae
Product: pre-mRNA-processing protein 40A
Exons: 30
Coding region: 241-3000 (919 amino acids)
Biological process (GO): mRNA cis splicing, via spliceosome
Cellular component (GO): U2-type prespliceosome; U1 snRNP
Molecular function (GO): RNA binding; protein binding
Source: RefSeq, a predicted model, not a curated record